GUGUCGUCGUAGUAGUAGUCAAGCCCAUUUCUCCUCAGUCCGCACCACCACCCAAGCCAGUCGUCAUUCAGUCCAAAAAUGGCGACCACCGCGGCCGCGCUGAGCAUGAAGCUGCUGGUGGACACCAAGGCGCGGCGCGUGCUGUUCGCGGAGGUCGGCAAGGACGUCGUCGACUUCCUCUUCUCCCUCCUCGCCCUGCCCGUCGGCACCGCCGUCAAGCUUCUCGGGAAGGGCUCCAUGGUCGGGAGCGUCGGCAGCCUCUACGCCAGCGUCGAGAAGCUCGACGACACCUACGUCCAGCCCGGCGCCGCCAAGGACGCUCUCCUCCACCCCGCCGUCCUAUCCCCGGCCGUCAGCAACAAAAGCUCCCUCCUAGGCUUGCCGCAGCCGCCGUCGUCCGUCCGGGCCCAGCCGACGGCGUUCUUCGGAUGCAAUAGCAAGUGCAGGUCGCGCAACUACGACUACGACGACGACCACGUGUACGUCGUAGACGAGCGUGGUCACCGCCAGCCUUCUUGCAACGGUUGCCGUAGCUACAUGACGGACGCGAGAGGCACCGCCUGCCCGUUGUGUGGCAGCCAGAUGUCCAAGGAGCUGAAGCUCGUGCCGUCGGCGGUGUCCGGACGGCAGGAGGCGGGCGGCGUCACCGGAAAGGGGUUCGUCCAGGGCGUCGUGACGUACACGGUGAUGGACGACCUCGCCGUGGCGCCCAUGUCGUCAAUCUCCAGCAUCACCCUGCUCAACGCAUUCGGCGUCAAGGACCUCAGCGCGCUCCAGGAGAAGACCGUGCAGCUCGGCUACAACGAGGGUUUGGACAUCCUCAAGGCGUCGCUGCAGUCCAAGACCGUCCUCACCGACGUUUUCCUCAAGCCUAGCAACGUUUGAAGGCACGGCCCUGCGUCUGACAUGCUCAUCGAUCGACAUGGAAAAUGUAGGGUUAAGUAGGUUUGGUAGGUCCUUUUGUAUGAACAUGUGCAAGGGCUGGUAGCUCCAUCCAUCUGGCUAAAUUAGGUCGGCUCUUUGUGUGAGCAUCAGAACUAUCUCACCGUGGCAUCUUUUGGGUAAUGUCUAGCAUCAGCUGGUAUUAGUUAGAUGUUCUUAAAUCCAGCUUAAUUUAUCAAUAUUACUCCAGGUAGUGGUUGUACUUUGUGUUUGUAUCAUCUUUGGUUGUCAAACCGCUUCUUCAUGUGUA
Molecule: messenger RNA, 1192 nt
Organism: Hordeum vulgare subsp. vulgare (domesticated barley)
Lineage: Eukaryota; Viridiplantae; Streptophyta; Magnoliopsida; Poales; Poaceae
Exons: 2
Coding region: 79-885 (268 amino acids)
Source: RefSeq, a predicted model, not a curated record